Messenger RNA from Xyrichtys novacula (pearly razorfish), 5388 nucleotides. NCBI's taxonomy places the organism in Eukaryota, Metazoa, Chordata, Actinopteri, Labriformes, Labridae. The record is from the annotation of a GenBank genome assembly.
AUGGCAGUCAACAUUCCUGGAGUGAUAGCAAUGGUGUUCUUCUACCUUCUGGUUCUUGGAACUGGCAUCUGGGCUUCUUUCAAGUCUAAAAGGGAACAAAAGAAAACUGCUGCCACAGGAAUGGACAUGGCACUGCUGGGAAACAGGAGGAUAAGUUUGGUAGUGGGAAUCUUCACAAUGACAGGUAUGAGAGUACAGCUGAUAGUACUGGAAUAAAAACUGGGUGAAAGUGAUGAUCAGCACUGUUUUUUUUCCUGGGAAUACCCCUAAAUUAACAUGUUUUGAUCAUUGACAUAUGUUAAAUAUCAAAAUAAGUACCUGUGAACAAAUUGGACAUUAAGCAUUAGAUCUAAAGCAACAAGCAAGAUCCUCCCUGUAACAGCUAAAUGAAACAUAAAUUGCUAAAUGUGUAGAGGAUAGAGUGGAGUGAAAGGAUAGUGAGAGUAAAAUCCAAACAGGGGACUGUGAGGUGAAAUAAAGAGGUCCUGGGAGUGAGGGAAGAGUGUGCAGCAUAAGUGAAAUGGCAAAGAAAAUUUGACAUGCUAAAUGUAUUUGCCUAAUUUGCUUGAACAGCUGUCUAUUGGCCUUGAAGAACAAACAACAAACAAAUAGACAAAACAAAACCUAAAAAUGUUCAUAAAAUCAGUGAGAUCCAUCAUAUUUUAGACAUUUGUUCGCAGAUUUUAAGGUGUUGUGAGGUACAACUAUAUCACUCCUGUGCCAAAGCUGCAACAACCUAUCUAAAGGAAGUCUAUUGGUAAUAUCAAUAAAUGCACAUACUUCAAGUAGUAAGGCUGUCAGUGUGUCUGCUAAGGCUUCACAGUGACCUUAAAUCAGGAACAGCAGAAAAGAUUUGCCGGUAUUUUUGAUGAAUUUGGAAGUCAAACUGUAAAGGUAUACAUUUGUGAUUGGUUUUUUUUGUUUUUUUAAUCGAUCCCGAAGCUACAUGGGUUGGAGGAGGCUUCAUUGUUGGCACUUCUGAGAUGGUCUACACACCCUCUAUGGGUCUAACUUUGGCCCUUGUGAUAUUGAUUGCAUACAGCUCAUCAUUUAUGAUUGGUAAGAGAUUCUACAGAGAUAGAAUGGAUUCACAGAACAGUGGAUUCAUUUUUAACACUGCCUCUCUUCCUUUUGUGUCCUGACCUUGUUUUGAUCAAGCUGGCUUGGUUUUUACCAAGCCAAUGAGAGACAGACACUGUGUGACAAUGCUAGACCCAUUCAAAAUGAAGUAUGGAAAAGUACUGACAGCUGCCCUGAGCCUAUUUUCACUCUUCACUGAUGUUAUCUGGGUGCCUUCAACACUUCUUGGUUUAGGUAUGUAUUUAUACUGUACAUUUUCUGUUUUAUGCCCUAACAACUUCAUGAUGCUUGAUCUGCAGAAUACAGUAAAUGCACUCUCAUCCUAUGUGUUUCACAGGAGCAAUCAUGAAUGUGGUGUUGGAUUUACCCUUUGCUGUUUGCAUCUGGAUCUCUGCAGCUGUUGCUAUCAUCUACACACUGCUGGGAGGUCUCUACUCUGUGGCAUAUACAGAUAUCAUACAACUUGCCCUCAUUUUCUUUGGUCUGGUUAGUAUGUACUAUUUUUGAUUGUGUGGUGUUUUUUGUUGCAAGCAGAACAUUUGUACAAACUAAAAUGUGGAAUGUGGAAUUUCCCUGGCAGUGGAUCUGUGUUCCCUUUGUUUUGAUGAGCCCUUACACCUUGGACAUAAGCCAGACGAUGAUGAACAACACCCUACAUGCUCCCUGGAUUGGAACACCAGCACUGAAAAAGACAUGGAAAAUUAUUGAUGAUUUCUUGUUCUUUGUAAGGACAUAAUCUUCCCCAGAUGCACAUCACUAAACCUGAAACAGAAGUAUGCAUGAGUAAACAAUUUCUCACUGUUACUAAAUAACCAGACAAAAUGUUGGCAGACACUAGUGUAUCAAACUUAAAAAAAAAUGUGUCUGUUUGUGUCAAUGAAAAUUUACCUAUUUGACUUCAGAUAAAAUGUUGGAGGGACCGUUGUAGGCCUAUGUGUGUGAAAGGGUGCUUAAGAACUGAUAGCAUGCAUAUUUUUUGACAGCAUUUACCUUCUGGGGAUGCGACUCUCAUGAAUACAUUUAACAACAAACCGUUUGAUUUUUAAGGCACUGGGGAGUCUGGGAUAUCAGUGCUUCCACCAGAGGACCUUGUCAGCUUCUUCCUUAGCCACAGCCAAAAUCACAUGCAUUGUUGCUGCUUUUGCCUUACUUUUAUUUGGGAUUCCUCCUGUACUAAUUGGGGCAGCUGCUGCAUCUACAGGUAAGUGUUCCAAACAUAUAAAAACCUCAAGAUGCAGAAAAACAGUCAUGCAUUUACACCCUCCGUCGCCUCCCUGGCGGACACGAAAAUAGAGCCCCAUGUUCAGACAUAAUGGUGUCCACUUGUGUACUUGGCACCACGACACCUUGGGCCACAGGUCAAUGAUCAACUUUGUGUUCAUGACGUCAGACUUGUGGCAACAUGUCUAGGACAAUCGGGGGAAGAGAAGGGCAGAGCUGUCAACUGAUCACCACCUGGUGUUGAGUUGGCUCCAAUGAUUGGGAAGGAUGCUGGUCAGACCUGGCAGAUCCAUACAUGUUGUGAGGGUUUGCUGGGAACACCAGUCUCCUGUCAGAAGGAGCUUCAAUUCCCACCUUCAGUAGAGCUUUAACCACGCCACCUGUCAGGGGGGAGAAGGGGGACAUUGAGUCUGAGUGGGCCACAUCCCUUUCCUCAAUUGUUGACAUGGUCAAUCUGGGCUGUGGCUGUAAGGUGGUCGGUGCCUGUUGUGGCAUUGAUACUGAAGCCCAUUGGUGGACGUCUGUGGUGAGGGAGGCCAUCAAGCUGAAAAAGGGUCCUAUCAUGCCUUUUUGGCUUGUGGGACUGUGGAAGCAGCUGACAAGAACCAGCAGGCCAAGCAGAAAGUGGCUUUGGUGGUCAAUGAGGCAAAAACCCAGAUAUGGAAGGAGUCUGGUUAGGCCAUGGAGAAUGACUUCUGGACAGCUUUGAAGAGGCUCUGGACUGCCAGCCGGCAUCUCAGGGGUUGUUGUUGUCAGGUUGUUUGUCUAUAAAAAAGUACACAGGGUAACGUCAGUUGGAUAUCUGAUUUGACCCACUGUAUUAACAGUACACUUUAUUUGCCACCUCAGUGUUAGCAGAAGACAGAUGUAAUUUAUUGUUUUACUUAUCUGAUUCUUUCUGGUUAGAAGAAAACCAGUGCAGCUUGUCAAGGACGAGCAGAGGUGUUUAAUCUUUUUGAUUGGGCAUCCUCUUUUGCACAAUAUAACUGUGGUACAAAUACUGCACUGAGUCGACUGGUCAUUUUUCCUGCUGAAGUUCAGUCAAACUUAAGAUUGCCACCGCAAACUGUCCAUGGUUGCAUUGCCCACACACACUCCCUGUGGCUUCUUCUUUGUUGGUGUUCAACGGCUAUUUCUCCCAGUCAGUGGACUUGGAAUUGAAAUUUAGAAAAAAUUGAAUUGUUCCGGGAGAGUAGGAAUGUUAGACUUGGUUCCCAUCGAUGCUUGAGAUUCAAUGCCCAACCCUAGUUAUGAUGGAGGCAGACUUUACAGCCGAGACAGUGGUUAGUCAAAGAGGAGAUCAAACAUUUUAGUGGAGGGAGAAAGUGGUAUAGAAUGCAUCACCAAUGUCUCCAAGGAAAAAUAUGAAGUAGUCUCUUUGUGUGGUAUUACUGUCUAUAUUGAACUUAAUCUUUAUUCAUAUGGUUCCAACAAAUCUACAGCCUGGAAUGUGUUUUAUAGCCUCUUCUUUGUAUAGUUAUCAUUGGAGUCUACAGGGUUUCCUAAUUUUUAUCACUUUGCAUUUGUGGUUUUCCUUUUCAAUACCUUGAAACAAAUAUUGUGACAGUAUUCAGAGUCUUCCCUCUCCUUCCUUCUGCAUGUCUCAGACUGGAACUUGACUACCUAUGGUUCUCCAACUCCAUAUGAACGUGGGGAGGCAGCUCUUGUUCUUCCCUUCAUCCUGCAGCAUCUCACCCCAGUUUAUAUCUCCAUUGUGGGUAUCGGAUGUGUAGCUGCUGCCGUGAUGUCGUCUGCUGACUCUGCUUUGCUCUCUGCAGCGUCUGUCUUCAGUGUCAACAUUUACCAGAACAUCAUCAGGCCUCAGGUAGAAAACACUCAUGCUUUUAAUUUGUGAGAGUAGGGGGUGCAUUAACUCUUUUCCCAACCAUCCUUAACAAUUUCUUCCCAUUUUUUACAGAAAUAUCAAAGUUGCUUAUUUUUAAAAAUGGAAUUUUAGUUAAUAGUUGAGAAAAUCACUUUUCUUAGAAAAGUAAUUUUUUUUUGUCAAAGCAGAAGAAUGCUUCUCUUGUGUGAUAGCACUUGACUGCAUAAAUAUUAAACUUAUUUCUGUGAAUUGAUGGUCUGCAUCAAAAUGUUUGUGGCCUCUCUGACACAGUGUCACUGCUGAAGGUCUAUGUGUGCGCCAGAUAGACAUGCUUGUGAUAAAACAUAUGUUAAAGGCCUACUGUUCUCGUGCUGCCAUAAAUUAUAGUGGCCUUUGGUAAAUACAGGGGUAUUAUGCUUUUCUUUCAAAUUCUAUACUUCCUUUCAAUUGUAACAAAAAAUCUUCUGAUGCUAACGAGGGCACAUCAUCAGUGAUGUAUCCUCAGGUCACUGGGUGUUUCGGGUCUCAUGAACAUCAGACACCCUAACUCAGACAACCUGCUCUCUUUAUCCAGAGCCACCUCGGUGCUUUGUUGUCGUCUCUGUUCUGAGUGCCGUAAAUCGUUUUGUUCCUGGUCCCAACCAUCAAAGUCAAAAAUGUUUGCACUUCACCUGUUCCUUUCUCUUUUCUUUGUUCUCCAGGCCCCAGAUGGAGAAAUUCAGUGGGUCAUCCGUGCUGCAGUGGUAGUCAUAGGCAUAGUUGGUACAUCACUCACCAGCCUGAAAAACAGCAUUAUACUGUUCUGGUUCCUUGGUGGUGAAUCAUCCUACAUUGUCAUCUUCCCUCAACUUGUCUGUGUCCUCUUCUUCAACAUCUCCAAUGGGUACGGAGCUGUUGUGGGUUUGCUAGCAGGAAUAGUUAUAAGGCUACUUAGUGGAGACCCAUUGUUGGGGAUAGAACCAGUCAUACACUUCCCAGGAUGCACUUUUGAGGAUGGCAUUUACAUCCAAUACGCUCCAAUAAGGACCAUUGCAAUGCUUACUUCAUUUGCCUCCAUCUUGUGUUUCUCCUUCUUGGCGACAGUGCUCUUUAACAAAGGCUGGCUCCCUGAGAAGUGGGAUGUUUUCCAAGUGAAAGCUCAGGCCCCCCUCAAACCACUGACACCAACAGGGGAAGCCACAGAGCACAGUGAAACAGAAAAAUUGAAUACAAACAACUCUCAGAAUGAGGCAUCCGAGCAAAUGACUAGUACAAGCUGCUAA